Messenger RNA from Lotus japonicus, 3528 nucleotides. Its product is annotated as alpha-1,4 glucan phosphorylase L-2 isozyme, chloroplastic/amyloplastic-like. The record is from RefSeq and is a predicted model, not a curated record. Gene Ontology annotation, biological process: glycogen catabolic process. Bases 475 to 3405 code for a protein of 976 amino acids. NCBI's taxonomy places the organism in Eukaryota, Viridiplantae, Streptophyta, Magnoliopsida, Fabales, Fabaceae. Gene Ontology annotation, cellular component: cytoplasm. The transcript is spliced from 15 exons. Gene Ontology annotation, molecular function: glycogen phosphorylase activity; pyridoxal phosphate binding.
AUUUGAUCAAAAAGUUUGAGUGACAUAUCAACUUUGUUUAUCAUGCAUAGGAUUAUAAGCCACGAUAUGAAAGGAAAUUAGCAAUAUUAUGUUGCUGUCUAAGUUGCCAUAUUCGGACAAUAAGCCAGCAUGGCAGUAUCAGUAUGUGGACAGGAGGACUAAAAAAGAAAAAAAUCCAAAUGGGCGAAGCAGAAAGCAAGAAAUAUCAGAGGGAGUGUUUUGGCCAUUUAGUGGUUCAUACAGAUCCACAUGGUAAUGAUUCUUGAUCGUGAGAGAGGAAGAGGACCUACCCACUGGCCAUAUUUUGCCUCGUGCUCAAUAUGAUAUAAGCAUAUCCUCGAAAUACCCAGAUAUUAAUAAGGAUAAGACACACUGUUCCUCUUUCACCCAUUCUUUUUUCUUCCUCACAUGUUAAAACAACGUAAACAUUAUUUCUGUUACUACUUCCUCUGAGACAGAAACAUCUUUGCAGCAAUGGCUGCUCUACCCUUCUCAACUACCUGCAAGCAUUCCAACUCAUGUAUACACCGCAGUUCCAAAUCAAGUUUCACAGGUUUCAGUCAAAGAAACAAUAUUUGGCUGCUGUUUGCCACCACAAAGUCAAAUCCCAGAAGGGCAAUGAGAAAGCUUUGCGUGAAGAAUGUUGCCAGUGACAAAAGGGAGGAACUGAAAGAACCACUCACUGAAUUGAAUGGACAAGGCACUUCAAAUGAAUUUAUACCAGAUUCUGCAUCUAUUGCUUCAAGCAUCAAAUAUCAUGCUGAGUUCACCGCAUCUUUUUCGCCUGAGAAGUUUGAUCUCAGUAAGGCUUACUUCGCAACUGCAGAGAGUGUUCGUGAUUCCCUCAUCAUAAAUUGGAAUGCAACAUAUGACUAUUAUGAGAGGAUGAAUGUUAAGCAAGCUUAUUACAUGUCUAUGGAGUAUCUACAGGGUAGAGCAUUGUUGAAUGCAAUUGGAAAUUUACAACUCUCAGGCCCAUAUGCUGAAGCUCUCAAAAAGCUGGGUCACAAUUUAGAGGAUGUUGCUAAUCAGGAGCCAGAUGCUGCCCUUGGGAAUGGGGGAUUAGGUCGUCUUGCUUCUUGCUUUCUGGACUCCUUGGCAACUCUGAAUUACCCUGCAUGGGGAUAUGGACUCAGAUACAAGUAUGGUUUAUUCAAACAGGUUAUAACCAAGGAUGGUCAGGAGGAAGUUGCUGAAAGCUGGCUUGAGAUGGGAAAUCCCUGGGAAAUUCUGAGAAAUGAUGUCUCUUACCCAGUUAGAUUCUAUGGAGAAGUUAUUUCAGGGCCAAAUGGAAGCAAACAGUGGAUUGGAGGAGAAAAUAUAUUGGCUGUUGCUUAUGACGUUCCAAUACCUGGAUACAAAACUAGAACCACUAUCAACCUUCGGUUGUGGACCACUAAGGUUUCACCAGAGGGAUUUGAUUUACAUGCAUUCAAUACGGGAGAUCAUGUGAAAGCACACGCUGCUAUGAAGAAUGCAGAGAAGAUAUGCUACAUUCUGUACCCGGGGGAUGAGUCAAUAGAAGGAAAGACUCUACGGCUAAAGCAGCAAUAUACAUUAUGCUCUGCCUCUCUCCAAGAUAUUAUUGCACGCUUUGAGAAGAGAUCAGGAAAGACAGUAAAUUGGGACACCCUCCCAGACAAAGUGGUGGUGCAAAUGAAUGAUACUCACCCAACACUCUGCAUUCCUGAGCUGAUUCGGAUAUUGAUGGAUGUAAAGGGUUUAAGCUGGGAGGAAGCUUGGGAUAUUACUAAAAGAACCGUUGCGUACACAAACCACACAGUUCUACCAGAAGCAUUAGAGAAAUGGAGUUUGAUGCUUCUGCAGGAUUUGCUUCCACGACAUGUGGAAAUAAUAAGAAUGAUAGAUGAGGAGUUCAUUCAUGAAAUUAUUUCUGAGCAUGGGGCACAUGAUCUUGACUUGCUGCACGAAAAGCUUAGAAAUAUGAGAAUACUUGAAAAUAUUGAGUUGCCUAAUUCAGUGAUAGAGCUGCUUAAUAAUACAAAAGUGGUUCCUGCCAUUGAUCCUGUUGGUGAAAUUGAUGUUGAUGAUGAUGAUAUAAUGGCUAUAGAAGGGAAAAAAGAAGAAGAUGAUGGUGGAAAUGAAGUAGGGGAAGAGGAUGGUGGAGACCCUGUUGGAGAGGAUACUGAAAACAAAAUACAGAAGACAUUCAAAGUUGAUCCAAAGCAGCCAAUGAUGGUUCGCAUGGCUAAUCUAUGUGUUGUUGGUGGAUUUUCUGUGAAUGGGGUUGCUGAAAUUCACAGUGAGAUUGUAAAAGAGGAAGUUUUUAAUGCAUUUUACAAGUUUUGGCCUGAGAAAUUCCAGAAUAAAACAAAUGGGGUUACUCCUAGAAGAUGGAUCCGUUUCUGUAAUCCCAAUCUUAGUAAAAUCAUAACCAAGUGGAUUGGAACAGAAGACUGGGUAACAGAUCUUGAGAAAUUGGCUAUACUUCGCCAGUUUGCAGAUAAUGAGAAUCUACUGUUAGAAUGGAUGGAUGCAAAAAGAAGAAACAAGAUUAAGGUUGCGUCAUUUCUCUUAGAGAAAACCGGUUAUGUUGUCAGUCCAGAUGCAAUGUUCGAUGUACAGGUGAAGCGCAUUCAUGAAUACAAACGACAGUUACUGAAUAUCCUAGGAAUUGUUUAUCGCUACAAAAAGAUGAAAGAACUAAGUGCUGAGGAAAGAAAACAAAGGUUUGUUCCUCGGGUUUGUAUUUUUGGUGGGAAAGCAUUUUCAACAUAUGUUCAAGCCAAGAGGAUCGUAAAAUUCAUCACAGACGUAGGAGAUACAAUCAAUCAUGAUCCUGAGAUUGGAGAUCUUUUGAAGGUUGUAUUUGUUCCUGACUACAAUGUCAGUGUUGCUGAAACGCUAAUUCCUGGCAGUGAAUUAUCCCAGCACAUCAGCACGGGUGGGAUGGAGGCCAGUGGAACAAGUAACAUGAAAUUUGCAAUGAAUGGGUGUUUACUUAUUGGAACUCUUGAUGGGGCUAAUGUUGAAAUAAGAGAAGAAGUUGGAGAAGAAAACUUCUUUCUUUUUGGUGCACGAGCUCAAGAAAUUGCUGGGCUACGGAAAGAAAGAGCAGAAGGAAAAUUUGUACCAGACCCACGGUUUGAAGAAGUGAAGGCAUAUGUUAGAAGUGGCGUUUUUGGUCCUUACAACUAUGAUGACUUGAUGGGUUCCUUAGAAGGGAAUGAAGGCUAUGGUCGUGCUGAUUAUUUUCUUGUAGGCAAGGACUUCCCUAGCUACUUGGAGUGCCAAGAGGAGGUUGAUAAAGCAUAUCGUGAUCAAAAAAGAUGGACAAGAAUGUCAAUCUUGAACACAGCUGGUUCAUACAAAUUCAGCAGUGACAGAACUAUUAGUGAAUAUGCUAGAGAUAUAUGGAGAAUUGAACCUGUUGCAUUGGCUUGAAGACUUACACAUGCUUGAUCUUAGAUUUUGACAUACUCCGUUUGUAGAAUUAUAAGUGAGGUCUCCUUACUAUGGACGUAUUAUUAGUUGGUUAUAAAAUUUAUAAGGAUGUCUAUAGAAAAA